CACAGCCAGUGCCUUUGGCGCACUGAGGUGCACAGGGUCCCUUAGCCGGGCGCAGGGCGCGCAGCCCAGGCUGAGAUCCGCGGCUUCCGUAGAAGUGAGAAUGGCUGGGCAGCGAAUGCCUCUUCUAGUGGGCUUCCUUCUCCCUGGGGUCCUGCUCUCAGAGGCUGCCAAAAUCCUGACAAUAUCUACAGUAGGUGGAAGCCAUUAUCUACUGAUGGACCGGGUUUCUCAGAUUCUUCAAGAUCACGGUCAUAAUGUCACCAUGCUUAACCACAAAAGAGGUCCUUUUAUGCCAGAUUUUAAAAAGGAAGAAAAAUCAUAUCAAGUUAUCAGUUGGCUUGCACCUGAAGAUCAUCAAAGAGAAUUUAAGAAGAGUUUUGAUUUCUUUCUGGAAGAAACUUUAGGUGGCAGAGGAAAAUUUGAAAACUUAUUAAAUGUUCUAGAAUACUUGGCGUUGCAGUGCAGUCAUUUUUUAAGUAGAAAGGAUAUCAUGGAUUCCUUAAAGAAUGAGAACUUCGACAUGGUGAUAGUUGAAACUUUUGACUACUGUCCUUUCCUGAUUGCUGAGAAGCUUGGGAAGCCAUUUGUGGCCAUUCUUUCCACUUCAUUCGGCUCUUUGGAAUUUGGGCUACCAAUCCCCUUGUCUUAUGUUCCAGUAUUCCGUUCCUUGCUGACUGAUCACAUGGACUUCUGGGGCCGAGUGAAGAAUUUUCUGAUGUUCUUUAGUUUCUGCAGGAGGCAACAGCACAUGCAGUCUACAUUUGACAACACCAUCAAGGAGCAUUUCACAGAAGGCUCUAGGCCAGUUUUGUCUCAUCUUCUACUGAAAGCAGAGUUGUGGUUCAUUAACUCUGACUUUGCCUUUGAUUUUGCUCGACCUCUGCUUCCCAACACUGUUUAUGUUGGAGGCUUGAUGGAAAAACCUAUUAAACCAGUACCACAAGACUUGGAGAACUUCAUUGCCAAGUUUGGGGACUCUGGCUUUGUCCUUGUGACCUUGGGCUCCAUGGUGAACACCUGUCAGAAUCCGGAAAUCUUCAAGGAGAUGAACAAUGCCUUUGCCCACCUACCCCAAGGGGUGAUAUGGAAGUGUCAGUGUUCUCAUUGGCCCGAAGAUGUCCACCUGGCUGCAAAUGUGAAAAUUGUGGACUGGCUUCCUCAGAGUGACCUCCUGGCUCACCCAAGCAUCCGUCUGUUUGUCACCCACGGCGGGCAGAAUAGCAUAAUGGAGGCCAUCCAGCAUGGUGUGCCCGUGGUGGGGAUCCCUCUCUUUGGAGACCAGCCUGAAAACAUGGUCCGAGUAGAAGCCAAAAAGUUUGGUGUUUCUAUUCAGUUAAAGAAGCUCAAGGCAGAGACAUUGGCUCUUAAGAUGAAACAAAUCAUGGAAGACAAGAGAUACAAGUCCGCGGCAGUGACUGCCAGUGUCAUCCUGCGCUCCCACCCGCUCAGCCCCACACAGCGGCUGGUGGGCUGGAUUGACCACGUCCUCCAGACAGGGGGAGCGACGCACCUCAAGCCCUAUGUCUUUCAGCAGCCCUGGCAUGAGCAGUACCUGCUCGACGUUUUUGUGUUUCUGCUGGGGCUCACUCUGGGGACUCUAUGGCUUUGUGGGAAGCUGCUGGGCAUGGCUGUCUGGUGGCUGCGUGGGGCCAGAAAGGUGAAGGAGACAUAAGGCCAGGUGCAGCCUUGGCAGGGUCUGUUUGGUGGGCGAUGUCACCAUUUCUAGGGAGCUUCCCACUGGUUCUGGCAGCCCCAUUCUCUAGUCCUUCUAGUUAUCUCCUGUUUUCUUGAAGAACAGGAAAAAUGGCCAAAUAUCAUCCUUUCCACUUGCUAAUUUUGCUACAAAUUCAUCCUUACUAGCUCCUGCCUGCUAGCAGAAUUCUUUCCAGUCCUCUUGUCCUCCUUUGUUUGCCAUCAGCAAGGGCUAUGCUGUGAUUCUGUCUCUGAGUGACUUGGACCACUGACCCUCAGAUUUCCAACCUUAAAAUCCACCUUCCUUCUCAUGCACCUCUCCGAAUCACACCCUGACUCUUCCAGCCUCCAUGUCCAGAUCUAGUCAGCCUCUUUCUGUCACUCCUGCCCCUACCAUCUAUCAUGGAAUAACAUCUGAGAAAGACACCUUGCAUAUUCUUUCAGUUUCUGUUUUGUUCUCCCGUAUAUUCUCUUCAAUGCUCAGGAAGCCUGCCCUGUGCUUGAGAGUACAAGGCUGGACACAGGCUCGCAGGUCUCCACAUUGGGUCCUUGUCUCUGGUGCCCACAGUGAGCUCCUUUGCUGAGCAGGCAUGGAGACUGUAGGUUUCCAGAUUUCCUGAAAAAUAAAAGUUUACAGCAUUAUCUCUCCCCAACCUCA
Molecule: messenger RNA, 2350 nt
Organism: Gorilla gorilla gorilla (western lowland gorilla)
Lineage: Eukaryota; Metazoa; Chordata; Mammalia; Primates; Hominidae
Gene: UGT3A2
Product: UDP glycosyltransferase family 3 member A2
Exons: 7
Coding region: 101-1672 (523 amino acids)
Cellular component (GO): UDP-N-acetylglucosamine transferase complex
Molecular function (GO): glucuronosyltransferase activity
Source: RefSeq, a predicted model, not a curated record